AGAGAUUUCAUUUGAAAAUUUAUUUUUUCCAAAAUGGAGCAGAGAACAUUGCUUGAAUUGAUGGUCUUUUCCUCACUCAUAGUGUUAUCAGAAACCAUUGAUCAGAAGCCUGCUAUUGAAAUAUACAGCCUCCAUGUGGACUGCAAGGUCACAUCACGAUUUGCUCACACUGUCAUCACCAGCAAAAUUGUCAACCGAGCCAAUGAGUCCCAGGAGGCCACCUUUGAAGUGGAGUUACCUAAGACAGCUUUCAUCACCAACUUCUCCAUAUCCAUCGAUGGUGAAGUGUACCCAGGAAUAAUAAAGGAGAAAGCUGCUGCUCAGAAUGAGUAUGACACGGCAGUCUCGCAAGGACAGAGUGCUGGCCUUGUCAAAAUUACAGACAGAAAGCUGGAGAAGUUCCAUGUGUCUGUCAACAUCGCGGCCACCAGCAAAGUCACCUUUGAGCUGACCUAUGAGGAGCUACUAAAGCGGCAGCUGGGGAAGUACGAGCUGCUCAUCAAGGUCCAGCCCAAGCAGCUCGUUAAGCACUUCCAGAUCGACGUGCACAUCUUUGAGCCCCAGGGCAUUCACUUCUUGGAGACAGACAGCACAUUCAUGACAAACGAAUUAACUGAGGCACUCACCACAGUGCAGAACGAAACCAAGGCUCGUGUUUCAUUUAAGCCAACUCUAGAUCAACAGAAGAAAAAUCCUGAACUUGGCGAAACGCUCCUCAAUGGUGAUUUUGUUGUGCGCUAUGAUGUUAAGAGAGAAGCCACUGCAGGUGAUAUACAGAUUGUCAAUGGGUAUUUUGUCCAUUACUUUGCACCCCAAGAAAUGCCAGUGUUUCCCAAAAAUGUCAUCUUUGUAAUAGACCGAAGUGGCUCCAUGACAGGCAGAAAAAUCGAACAGACAAGGGAUGCCCUACUGAAGAUUUUGCAGGACCUCCGCCCAGAAGAUCAUUUCAGCUUUAUCACCUUCAACAACAAAGUGGUGGAGUGGAAGAGCUCUUUGCUGCCAGCCACUGAGGAGAAUGUGGCCAGUGCUGCAGCAUUGGUGCAAACUCUCACUGCCAGGGGAGGCACAGACAUCAAUGGUGCUCUGCUGACCGCCGUGGGCAUGCUGGAGCAAGCCGAGGGGCUGCCAGAGCGCAGCGUCUCCAUGAUUAUUUUGCUGACAGAUGGCCAGCCCACUUCUGGUGAGAGAAAUGUGGAAGCAAUUCAAGAAAACGUUCAGAAAGCAAUCAAUGGGAAAUAUGCUCUUUUCUGCCUUGGCUUCGGGUUUGAUGUCAGUUAUAAAUUCCUGGAGAAAAUGGCCCUGAGCAAUGGAGGAAUAGCACGGCGUAUUUAUGAAAAUGCUGAUGCAGCCCUGCAGCUCCAGGGCUUUUAUCAAGAAGUGGCUACCCCAAUAUUAAUGCAAAUUGAAAUGCAGUAUCCAGAAAAUUCCAUUGAAGGAUUAACCAAGAACAAUUUCAAGCUGUUUUUUGAAGGAUCUGAAAUUAUAGUGUCUGGAAAAAUUAGUGAUGAGCUGGAUCUUUUGCCAGUGGAAAUUAAAGCUCAGUCACACACGAGUAAUUUGACUCUUACAGAAGAAGCAAAUGUCAAAGAGAAGGAGCAAGUAUUCCAAAAUCAAAAAUACAUCUUUGGGAAUUUCAUAGAGAGGCUGUGGGCUUACUUGAACAUUCAGCAGCUUCUGGAAAAAGCUAUUUCAGCCCAAGAAGAGGACCAGAAGGCCCUGGAGGCCCAAGCCUUGGAUCUGUCCCUGCAGUACAGCUUUGUCACACCCCUCACUUCCAUGGUGGUCACCAAACCCCAGCAGCAGGAGGAGCUGGCAAACAAACCCACCGAGGCUGAUAAUGAGAAGCCCAGCAGUCUUCCAGCAGGAGGUACUCAUAGACUGAUGAGUGGGUUACGUGGUGGUCGAAGGCACUCUGAGCUCCAAACUGGCAGCAACAGGAAGAUGUUUUCAACAGUUUCCAGAUUCAGAGAAGCUGUAAUAGCACAACCUAUUGCUAAUGAAUAUCCACAACUCCUCUUACAAUUACCAAGACAAAAUGAAAGAAUCUGCUUAAAUAUUGAUAAAAGAGCACAAACCCCUGUCCACCUGCUGUCAGAUCCAGAGCAAGGACUCACUGUGACGGGGAAGCUUGGACAUGGAAUAAAUCACUUUGUGCAGUUCGAUAUUAACUAUGUGAAUCCCCCCGUGCAAAUCCAUGUCUACACUCAUGUGAUCCUUGUAAGCUACAAUAACAACAACAGUUGGCUGUCAUGGGCAAAGUCAGCCUCCUCCACCAUCCAGGGGCUGAGAGUGUCAGUUGAAAAGGAAAGGAGCGUUACAGCAUCACUGCCUGAUACGGUCACAGUAAAAAUUUCCUUGGUCAAGUUUCCAGAUGAUUUCCUUGGGCUUUAUUUCUUGGACACUGAGCGUUUCUCGGACAAAGUCACUGGAGUUCUGGGUCAAUUUUAUUCAAAAGCACAACUGGAGAGUGACUCCAGCAAAGAUCAGAGUGCUGUGGAAAGACUCCUGAGAGUGUCUGGAUCUGAGCACAAAGUUUCCAGGUUGCACAAGAAAGAUUACAGGCUCAAGUCAGACAGUGAACCUGUUUCCUGCUGGUCAAUAGAUCUAACUCCCUAGAACAAAAAAAAUCUGUGGAGAAAAUUAUGCAAAUGAAGCUCUUCCAAGUAUUUUUGAUACUUUCAUCAAGAAAACCACACAGUUAAAGCCUUACUGCUGCUCUACUUGUGUCACAAAUAUUUUACCUUGAAAUAAUUAUACUUUCAAGAUAU
Messenger RNA from Pseudopodoces humilis (Tibetan ground-tit), 2768 nucleotides. Its product is annotated as inter-alpha-trypsin inhibitor heavy chain 4. The record is from RefSeq and is a predicted model, not a curated record. Gene Ontology annotation, biological process: hyaluronan metabolic process. Gene Ontology annotation, molecular function: serine-type endopeptidase inhibitor activity. Lineage: Eukaryota; Metazoa; Chordata; Aves; Passeriformes; Paridae.